AUGAGUCAAUUUGCUACCACGUAUAACGAGUUCUCGCUGAGAAGCGAAAGCUCAAUACCGUCGAGGAAGAGAUGCAGAAGGGAGGGUGGGAAGUGGACUCGGUCAGGUUGUCUGACCUGCAAAAGGCGCCGAAAGCGCUGUGAUGAAGCUAAGCCUGGAUGCCAGAAUUGCGCCAGGUUAGGGCUCAGCUGCGAAGGAUAUGGCUCGGUGUGGGCAAAGCCUCUCGAUCCAGGCGCACAAGUCUUUCAACAAGUUGGACUAUCAAAGCGACGCAGAAUUAGUCGCUCUCAUUCUGCGUCCGUCGGCUCAGAUGGAUCCUCCCAAGACCAUCCAUCUCCCAAAUUGACCUCGUUUCCUUCAAACUCUCUGAAUACAUCAUGUUCAUCCAUGUCGAAGUACGAUGCCGAUGAAACCCGCUGGUGGGAAGUUGGCUGGAGGAUCGCUGACAACAGAAACGAUACCGAAAAGUCUGUUACUGCUCCUCACAAUGACAGGUCUGGUGUGAUCACCAAGUCUUUUGGGUACAUUAGUCAUUUGACUGCCCUCGAGACGCUUUACCUCCAAUAUUAUGUGGAACGAGGGUCCAAACUGUUGGCGAACUUGGAAAAUGAAGAGAAUCCAUUGCGAUCAUUGCUCAUUCCUCGAGCCCACUCCUCUCCCCUUUUAAUGAACGCUCUAUGCGCGCUGUCUGCCAUACAUCUCGCGAACCGUACAAGUGAUAGCUUGUGCGCCCAAACUGCAGCAGCGGAUUACUACAUUCAAACAAUGAGAGGCGUUCGGAUCGCACUUACUGAGCGUUCCACCGAUAAGUUUCCCGAGGACGCUCUUCUCUCGGUUGCUCUUCUUUGCAAGUUUGAGAUAGUACGUGGAAGCGUGAAGCAGUGGACGGUGCAUCUGCAUGCAUUAGGAAAACUGAUACUGUCUCGCGGUGGAUUCGACUCCCUCAGUCAAGACACGGCUCAUUUUCUGCGAGGACUGGACCGAGCUAACUUUCAGUUCAGUUUUGUAUACGGGCAAAAUUUGGCAAAAUUGACGAACCCUAGACUGAUCACCGCGGCCUUGUCGGACCUAAAUCAUGCAGAGAUUACCAGGCUCGACAUAUACAUCGGCUACACUGAGAGAAUUAUCAAGCUGUGUGCGAGGAUUGCGGAUCUGCCUCUUCUUUACGGUGACCCAGUUGCCCUAGGCUUGGAAAUUCAUACAAUCGACGAGUCGCUUCGUAAUUGGACAAAAUAUUUACCAUCGUACAUUAUACCUAAGGGGACAACAGAAGAAAACCUCACCCGUCUGCACAUGGUAGCGGAAUGUUUCUGCAACGCUGCAUACAUUUAUCUCCAUUCCACGCUAGAAAGGAUGAUGCGGGGGCUUACGCAAAGAGCAUUCUCGAUUUGGACUUCCUUCAUAUCAUUAUCAAAACGGGGGGCAGUAGAGCGUUGUCUCAGAACUAUUCGUUCAUCGCCACUCGACGACCACUGCGAGUAUUCCGCGCUUACUUUUCCACUCUUCAUCACAGGAUGCGAGUGCGAAGAGACGAUAGACCGAGAACUGAUUAUGCGAUCGUUGACUCAACUGGAAGGUAAUUUCGGUAUCGGGAAUGUUAAGCGCGCAAAGGAACUACUGAAUAUCCUCUGGACAGGAGAAAAGCUGCAUUGGCUCGACGUUUUGGAACACCUGAAAUGGGAUUUAAUCCUAACGUGA
Molecule: messenger RNA, 1698 nt
Organism: Aspergillus novofumigatus IBT 16806
Lineage: Eukaryota; Fungi; Ascomycota; Eurotiomycetes; Eurotiales; Aspergillaceae
Product: Zn(II)2Cys6 transcription factor
Exons: 4
Coding region: 1-1698 (565 amino acids)
Biological process (GO): positive regulation of transcription by RNA polymerase II
Cellular component (GO): nucleus
Molecular function (GO): transcription cis-regulatory region binding; zinc ion binding; DNA-binding transcription factor activity, RNA polymerase II-specific
Source: RefSeq, a predicted model, not a curated record